Nannospalax galili (Upper Galilee mountains blind mole rat) is the source of this 2829-nucleotide messenger RNA. RefSeq names its product farnesyltransferase, CAAX box, beta (gene Fntb). Gene Ontology annotation, molecular function: protein farnesyltransferase activity. Bases 228 to 1526 code for a protein of 432 amino acids. The transcript has 12 exons. Gene Ontology annotation, cellular component: protein farnesyltransferase complex. The record is from RefSeq and is a predicted model, not a curated record. NCBI's taxonomy places the organism in Eukaryota, Metazoa, Chordata, Mammalia, Rodentia, Spalacidae. Gene Ontology annotation, biological process: protein farnesylation.
CUUGCACUCCAGGAAGCUAAGCUCUUGCAGCAGUUCAUCUGCCCAAUGGGGGGCGGCAGCAUCUCAGUAACUCACUCUCUGAAGAUGUGUGAAUGGGAGGAGAAAUUCGCGUUCAAAAUCUUUUUGACUCUACCCACUUUCCGUAGCGCCUUAGCCCGCUCGAGUUUCAAUGCGCGUUGUUACUGGACGAAGCGGAGUCCCAUACAGCGCCCGCUGCUCUCCCGAUCAUGGCUUCUCCGAGUUCUUUCACCUACUAUUGCCCUCCUUCUUCCUCCCCUGUCUGGUCAGAACCGCUGUACAGUCUGAGGCCCGAGCACGCGCGGGAGCGGUUGCAAGACGACUUGGUGGAAACAGUCACGUCCAUAGAACAGGCCAAAGUAGAAGAGAAGAUCCAGGAGGUCUUCAGUUCUUACAAGUUUAACCACCUUGUACCAAGGCUCAUUUUGCAGAGGGAGAAGCACUUCCAUUAUCUGAAAAGAGGCCUUCGACAACUGACAGAUGCCUAUGAGUGUCUGGAUGCCAGCCGCCCAUGGCUCUGCUACUGGAUCCUGCACAGCUUAGAACUCCUUGAUGAACCCAUUCCCCAAAUAGUGGCUACAGAUGUGUGUCAAUUCCUGGAGCUGUGUCAAAGCCCAGAAGGUGGUUUUGGAGGGGGCCCUGGGCAGUACCCACACCUUGCACCCACGUAUGCAGCUGUCAAUGCACUGUGCAUCAUUGGCACUGAGGAGGCCUACAACAUCAUUAACAGAGAGAAGCUUCUUCAGUAUCUGUACUCCCUGAAGCAACCCGACGGCUCUUUUCUCAUGCACAUUGGCGGCGAGGUGGAUGUGAGAAGUGCAUACUGUGCCGCCUCGGUGGCUUCUCUGACCAACAUCAUCACUCCAGAUCUUUUUGAGGGCACUGCCGAAUGGAUAGCAAGGUGCCAGAACUGGGAAGGUGGCAUCGGCGGGGUGCCAGGGAUGGAAGCCCAUGGUGGCUACACCUUCUGUGGCCUGGCUGCAUUGGUAAUCCUCAAGAAGGAAUGCUCCCUGAACCUAAAGAGCUUGCUACAAUGGGUGACAAGCCGGCAGAUGCGAUUUGAAGGUGGAUUUCAGGGCCGCUGUAAUAAGCUGGUGGACGGCUGCUACUCCUUCUGGCAGGCGGGCCUCCUGCCCCUGCUGCACCGUGCGCUGCAUGCUCAAGGUGACCCUGCCCUCAGCAUGAGCCACUGGAUGUUCCAUCAGGAGGCUCUGCAGGAGUACAUCCUGAUGUGCUGCCAGUGCCCGGCUGGGGGCCUGCUGGACAAACCUGGCAAGUCACGUGACUUCUACCACACUUGCUACUGCCUGAGCGGUUUAUCCAUCGCCCAGCAUUUUGGCAGUGGAGCCAUGCUGCACGAUGUGGUCCUGGGUGUGCCUGAAAAUGCUCUGCAGCCCACUCACCCGGUUUACAACAUUGGACCAGACAAGGUGAUCCAGGCCACCACACACUUUCUGCAGAAGCCAGUCCCAGGCUUCGAGAAGUAUGAAGAUGAGGUGACUGACUAGAGGACCCCAUGGCUUUGUGCUGCCCACCUGCCCUGUCAGACAAGGUUUCUCCGUUUUGGUACAUAGUGCAUUCUGUGCUACGUGAGCCUUAGCCACUUUGGAGCUGUGGCUCUCUUUGUCCUUUCUUGUCAAACAAAACAAAGCCAUCGGCUCUGGGUUUGGAAUACACAGUGGCGUGAUUUUUGAAAUUAUUUUCAUAACUGUCAGACCAAAACUCUGAGCCUGUGCAGUGGGGUUGGGGAGCAGUGCAUGCUGGGAGGAAUCAGCAUCUCCCUGCAGCCUGCAGCCAGGACCACCAUGCUGAAAUGGAGGGUGUUUGAGUAUCCCAGCAGCCCAGCCACAGCUGCGACUCCCACCUAUACACCACCAUUCAAUCACCAGAUGGGCACCCUCCCACAGGUUGAACUGUCAGCUGCACACCAGUGUGGGCUAUGGGUCCUUGGAAUGAGUUCCCUUGCAAAGACUGGGUUGGGGCUGCAGUGGGACAAGCUUCCGCCUUCUCCUUCACCCCCAGUCAUUUACAAAGGAUGGGAGCUGGGAAUGGAAAAAAAAGUCUUGAGUUGAGAGUCCCUUCCUCCCCUCUAACACGGGAGACCUGAGCCACGCACCUCUCCAAAGGCCAUGUUUGGUCAAGCAAGAUUUGUUUUAUCCUAAGUGUGGUGACUUAGACCCGAGAAACCAAUUAUGAGUGGAAAACCAAUCUCUAGUCCAGCUCUGUACCAGAGGAAGCAGCCCCAGUGCCCAGCCCCUUCUCUCCCCAUCAUGUGCUGGGAGAGGUCCUCUGAGGUCCCCAGGGCAGUACCUGUAGCCCAGGCCUCUUCUGUGUUUCCCUUUCUUCCCUAGACUCCCAGCCUACCCUCCAAGGCAGUGUUGUCUUUUCUCAUCCAGAGUAUUAACACUACUAAGUCUUUUACCUUAAUUUAUGACUCAGGAGUUAUUCCUGCCCUGCCCACUCCAGGCUCAUCGAAAUAAAAUCAAGUGCUAGACAAGCUGGCUGCUGCAUCAACAGCAGCCUCAUAAACCCAGAUGGCAGGGUGAGUGCUGCUGUGCACUGGGUCUCUGCUGCCUCCACAUCAGCCCUCUCACAGCCAGUGGGGUGCUGAGUUUGGUCAUCCAUCCACUGCUACAGUCCCAGCAAGCUCAUGUCGGUGUCCCAGCCUUCUUGUGAGCCGGCAGACAGGAGCUCGGAGACCAGCAUGAGGCUCUUCUCAAAAUGACUGGCCAUUUGCUGCCUCUAAUUCCCCAUUGCUUUGAUGUACUGGGCUAUGUAUUACCUCCUUGAAAUAAUAAAAGAAUAACAUUU